GUCAACACGUUCUCUGUCCUCUCUGCCUCCUCCAUCGAAUUCACACCGUUUGAGUUCUCAUCUAUUCAACUUUCUGAUUGGUGGUUUAAUCCUACUUCAGGAAAGCUUGUGGUCUACAAUGUCAGACAAAGAGGAAGGAGAAGAGAAUACUAGUCAUGGAAACGAUUGGGAAGUUGUGUCACUUACGGCUUCAGCAUAUGCUGCUUCUCCUGGUCCAAAAGGGAUGGAGUUGAAAGAUGAUGACAAGGGAGCUACUCACUAUGAGGCAGAAACAUCUUAUCCUCUGUUCAUGUCUCGCCACUUCACUUUCCCUCUAAGCGAGCAUGAGAAUCUACCAUUGGAACAAAGUGAAGCUGAGACACGUGAAGAUAAGUUAAGCAAGAAGAUCGACUUUGGAUUUGGUCUUGAAGAAGACGCCAUGACACAGGUAAAAGAGGAAGGAGAUUUGACUCUGAAGGGGUUGAACUUAUCGAAUGAGUUUUCAGGACUUCAAUUUAUCGGAGAUAAAGGUAAAAAAGAAGAAAGCAUCAUAUACAAUGCAGCCAUCAGUUCUCUGGAUGAUGAAAGAACAAUUGGUGGAUCGAAUGUGUACGAGGAAAAGGAACCUAUUCCGGAUAUUUCGCCUACUAUAGGGGCUGCUAAAGAUGACAAGCAUGAAGAACGAAACAUCCCCUGUGAAGCUUGGUGGAGAAGAAGUGCGGCUUCCUUGUACGCACAUGCGAAAGAGGCCAAUUCAUUUUGGUCGAUUUUCAUUGCUGCCACUGUGAUGGGCCUCAUAGUCCUCGGCCAACAGUGGCGACAAGAGAGGUGGCAGGUUUUGCAGAUUAAGUGGCAAUCCAGCAUUGGGAAAUGAGGUGUUCCCUUCCCUGUGCAUGUGGAUACGCAGUCAUGUUAAAAACAACCAAAAGAAAGCUGGAAGGAGAAUGGGCCCAAUCCCGUUUGGAUGGCGACAAUGAUUGAUUCGAUAAUAAUGAUGAUAUAAAGAAAAAGGAGAGGUUGUAUAGCAAAGUAUGUGUUUGCAUGUAGCCCUGUAUCAUUCCCCUGUUUCCUGUACAAGUUCCGUCUCUUUUGUUUCGAACAACGUAUAUGGGUUUGUGUCGUGAAUGUUGAAUAUUUAUGUACUUUGUUAUGUAUAUAUUGGUUUCUCCAUGGGUUUCUUCACA
Molecule: messenger RNA, 1163 nt
Organism: Tarenaya hassleriana
Lineage: Eukaryota; Viridiplantae; Streptophyta; Magnoliopsida; Brassicales; Cleomaceae
Product: ATG8-interacting protein 2-like
Exons: 5
Coding region: 119-853 (244 amino acids)
Cellular component (GO): intracellular membrane-bounded organelle
Source: RefSeq, a predicted model, not a curated record